Messenger RNA from Chrysochloris asiatica (Cape golden mole), 1089 nucleotides. It is a transcript of the gene SUCNR1, whose product is annotated as succinate receptor 1. Bases 1 to 1089 code for a protein of 362 amino acids. Gene Ontology annotation, cellular component: plasma membrane. Gene Ontology annotation, molecular function: G protein-coupled receptor activity. The record is from RefSeq and is a predicted model, not a curated record. The transcript has 2 exons. NCBI's taxonomy places the organism in Eukaryota, Metazoa, Chordata, Mammalia, Afrosoricida, Chrysochloridae. Gene Ontology annotation, biological process: G protein-coupled receptor signaling pathway.
AUGAACUCUUCAGCUGCUGUGCCCAUUAGGAAUGUUUCUUACAGCUCUAAUGAGGAUAUUAAUCAGAAUGUCUUUUAUCCAGAUGACAGUACCAGCAAUUACAUUCCACAGGCUUUGUUGCUUAUCUGUCCCAUGAAGCAGGCAUGGAAUGCAACUUGCGGAAACUUGUUGGCAGCCACAGUUACCAUGGAAAAGUACUACCUUUCCUUUUUUUAUGGAGCUGAGUUUGUUCUCGGAAUUCUUGGAAAUACUAUUGUAGUUUAUGGCUACCUUUUCUGUCUAAAGAACUGGAAUAGCAGCAAUAUCUAUCUCUUUAACCUUUCUUUUUCUGAUUUGGCUUUUUUGUGCACCCUUCCAAUGCUGAUGAGAAGUUAUGCCAAUGAAGCCUGGUUAUAUGGAUAUUUUUUCUGCAUAAGUAACAGAUAUGUUCUUCAUGCCAACCUCUACACCAGCAUUCUUUUCCUCACUUGUAUCAGCAUCGAUCGCUACUUGCUCAUGAAGCAUCCAUUCCGGCAACACUUUCUGCAGAAGAAAGAGUUUGCCAUUUUAAUCUCCUUAGCCAUUUGGGUUCUGGUAACCUUAGAGCUACUGCCCAUACUUAGUUUUAUACACAGGUAUGAGAAUAGCACCAAGUGUAAUGAUUAUGCAAGUUCUGGGGAUGCCAAAUACAAUCUCAUUUACAGCUUAUGUUUAACAUUCAUAGGGUUCCUCAUUCCUCUUUCUGUGAUGUGCUUUUUUUAUUUCAAGAUUGCUCGCUUUCUAAAGCAGAGGAACAGGCAGCUUGCUACCACACUGCCCUUUGAAAAGCCUCUCAACUUAGUCACCAUGGCAGUGAUCAUUUUCUCAGUGCUUUUUACUCCUUACCACAUUAUGCGGAAUGUGAGGAUUGCUUCACGUCUGGAUAGUUGGAAAUUGUCCCAGUGCACCAAGGACUUCAUCAAUGUCUUAUACAUUGUGACGCGACCUUUGGCCUUCAUGAACAGUGUCAUCAACCCUGUCUUCUAUUUCCUUAUGGGAGAUCAUUUUCGGGAGAUGUUGAUAAAUAAACUGAGAUACCAAUUCAAAUUCAUUACAACCUUUAGAAGAUAA